Physeter macrocephalus (sperm whale) is the source of this 2188-nucleotide messenger RNA. RefSeq names its product selenoprotein O (gene SELENOO). The record is from RefSeq and is a predicted model, not a curated record. The transcript has 10 exons. NCBI's taxonomy places the organism in Eukaryota, Metazoa, Chordata, Mammalia, Artiodactyla, Physeteridae.
CCUGGAGCAGAAGCCAAUAGAUGGCGUGACCAAUCAGAGCCAGGCUUUCGCGGGCGCGGCCCCCGGCAAUUGGGCGGCGGGGCGCGGGGCGGGGCUUCCGGUCGGGGCAGAGGGGCUUCCGCUGCCGCGGCGCCUCGGAUGGCCGCGUUCCGGGUAGCGCUCGCGGCCUCCCUCGCGGCCUCCCGCGCCCGGCCUCCCCUCGGCCGCCGCCCGCCGCCUGCGCCCUGCUCCGCGUCGGCCGGCGCCAUGGAGCCUGAGCCCCGCUGGCUGGCGGGGCUGCGCUUCGACAACCGCGCUCUGCGCGCGCUGCCGGUGGAGACACCGCCGCCUGGCCCCGAGGGCGCCCCGUCCGCGCCGCGGCCCGUGCCCGGCGCCUGCUUCAGCCGCGUGCGGCCCGCGCCCCUGCGGCAGCCGCGCGUCGUGGCGCUGUCGGAGCCCGCGUUGGCACUGCUGGGCCUGGGCGCGCCGCCCGCCGACGCCGCCGCCGGCGAGGCGCGCGAGGCCGAGGCCGCGCUCUUUUUCAGCGGCAACGCGCUGCUGCCGGGCGCCGAGCCCGCCGCGCACUGCUAUUGCGGCCACCAGUUCGGCCAGUUCGCCGGGCAGCUGGGCGACGGCGCCGCCAUGUACCUGGGCGAGGUGUGCACGGCGGCCGGCGAGCGCUGGGAGCUGCAGCUCAAGGGCGCCGGCCCCACGCCCUUCUCCAGACAGGCCGACGGUCGCAAGGUGCUGCGCUCGAGCAUCCGUGAGUUCCUGUGCAGCGAGGCCAUGUUCCACCUGGGCAUCCCCACCACGCGGGCCGGCGCCUGCGUCACGUCCCAGUCCACCGUCGAGCGGGACGUGUUCUACGACGGCAACCCCAGGCCCGAGCAGUGCGCAGUCGUGCUGCGCGUGGCCCCCACGUUCCUCAGGUUCGGAUCCUUUGAGAUCUUCAAGUCCUCGGACGAGCACACGGGGCGCGCAGGCCCCAGCGUGGGGAGGAACGACAUCCGAGUGCAGAUGCUCGACUAUGUCAUCAGCACUUUCUACCCCGAGAUCCAGGCCGCUCACGCCAGCGACAGCGUGCAGAGGCACGCCCCCUCCUCCCGGGAGGUGACGCGGCGCACGGCCCAGCUGGUGGCCGAGUGGCAGUGCGUGGGCUUCUGCCACGGCGUGCUCAACACGGACAACAUGAGUAUUGUGGGGCUCACCAUCGACUACGGGCCCUUCGGCUUCCUGGACAGGUACGACCCCGACCAUGUGUGCAACGCCUCCGACACCGCCGGGCGCUAUUCGUACAGCAGGCAGCCCGAGGUGUGCAAGUGGAACCUGCAGAAGCUGGCAGAGGCCCUGGACCCCGCGCUGCCCCUCGAGCUGGCCGAGGCCAUCCUGGCGGAGGAGUUCGACGCCGAGUUCCGCAGGCACUACUUGCAGAAGAUGCGCUGGAAGCUGGGCCUUGUGCGGGCUGAGCGGGAGGAGGACAGCGCCCUGGUGGCCAGGCUCCUGGAGACCAUGCACCUGACGGGUGCUGACUUCACAAACUCCUUCUACCUGCUGAGCUCCUUCCCGGCCGGGCCGGAGUCUCCGGACCUGGACGAGUUCCUGGCCGCGCUGACCGCACAGUGUGCCUCCCUGGAGGAGCUGAGGCUCGCCUUCCGACCCCAGAUGGAUCCCCGGCAGCUGUCCAUGAUGCUCAUGCUGGCGCAGUCGAACCCGCAGCUUCUGGCGCUCGUUGGCACGCGGGCGAGCCUGGCGCGGGAGCUGGAGCGCGUGGAGCAGCUGAGCCCGCGCGUGGAGCAGCUGAGCCCGGCCGAGCUGCGCGGCAAGAACAGGAGCCGCUGGGCCGAGUGGCUCCUGGAGUACAGAGCCCGGCUGGAGAAGGAUCAGGAGGCCGCCGGCGACACCGCUGCCUGGCAGGCGGAGCGCGUGCGCGUCAUGCACGCCAACAACCCCAAGUACGUCCUGAGGAACUACAUCGCGCAGGGCGCCAUCGAGGCCGCCGAGAGCGGAGACUUCUCGGAGGUGCGGCGGGUGCUGAAGCUGCUGGAGACCCCUUACCGCGGGGAGGGGGGGGCCGCCGAGGCCCGCGACGCCGCCGAGCCCGAGGCGGCCGGCGGGGCGGCGGGCCGGCGGCACUCGUACGGCAGCAAGCCCCCGCUCUGGGCGGCGGAGCUGUGUGUGACGUGAUCGUCGUAACCGCCUCGGAGGCCUC